UGUGGCAGAGUAUGGGGGAGGAAGAGUGUCAAAGCGCAUGCGCCUCUGUAGCCCUCCCCCAUCCCCACGCUUCCCGCAGAAGGGAGAAAGGAUGGAUGGAUGGAAGGAUGGAUGGGGGGGGGGGGAACAAUGGAGCUACGUCACCAGAGGCCCCGCGCGCCCGCUCUCUAUGUAUGAGGAAGGAGGCUCGGCGACGACGCAUGCGCGAAGAUCUGUCGACUAAAACGGUUCGCCGAGAGGGAAAGAAAGACGGACCGAGGGAGGGGCGGGGAAGAGGAGAUUGAUUGACAGGUGACGUCAGGCCAGGGUGAGCGAGUAGCAGCACGAGAAGGGGGCAGUGAGAGGGAGAGCGAGUCCGGGGCGCGCGCUCCGGGGACAGGCGCUGCCAUGAAGUUGCAACUUAGUAACCAUUUCAUGUAGAUACUUUGUUUCUUUUUGUUUUUAUUUUGUAUCCGUUUGCAUUGAGAUUGUUGCAAAGUCAGCAGGAAGGAGAGAGGGAGAAGGGAGAGGGGAGACGGUGGGGAAUCCUGCAUUACAAACACACAUACAUACAGUGAGACACACACCCACCCAGACACACUGAGAGCAGCCAGUGCAACACACUCGCCGGAGACCCCCCCCACACACACUCCUCCUCUCUCCCUCUUCCUUUUCCACACACACACAUACACAGACUCUCGGAGCCGCCGCCAUGUCGUCCGCCGCGGUCGCCUCCACCCGGAGACAGUCGUGUUACCUGUGUGACUUGCCCCGCAUGCCGUGGGCGAUGAUCUGGGACUUCACCGAGCCCGUCUGCAGAGGAUGCGUCAACUACGAGGGAGCGGACCGCAUCGAGUUCGUGAUCGACACCGCCCGCCAGCUGAAGCGGGCUCACGGUUUCCAGGAGGGCCGAUCCCCCGGACCGGCCGCCGGUAAAGCCACGCUGACCAAAGAGAGCAGCUCGCCGCAGCUGGUGCACCCGGCGGACGGCUGCUCGUCCAGGCCGCCCCAGCCUCUGGACCGUUACCCGCUGGCCUCGGACCGGCCUCCCCCUCGCCUGGAGUUCCCGCCGGCCCGCCAGAACGGCACCGGCUCCCUGCUCAACGGCUACUCGAAAGCGGACGAGCCGCCCGAGCUGAACCGCCAGAGCCCCAACUCGAGGAGGGCACACGGGGCGCCGCCUCCUCCGAACCUGGUGCCCAUGGUGAACGGGAGCUCGCACCCUCUGCCUCCUCCCCCGCCGCCUACUUCGCAGCCGCACGGCGUUAACGGGCGCCUCCUGGAUGUAAACAAACGGCCCGGAGGCGGCGGCGGCUCCUCGGGCGCUCCCGCCGAACACGAGGCGGCCAAGGACAGCAAACACCGAGCCGACGAGCUGGCCGACAGCCUCAAGAGCCGGGGGGAGGAAUGGGCCGGUAAGCCCAAGACGGUGAAGGAGACGCUGAUGAGCCUGGCCGGACACCCGCCCUUCGAUGUCAGGUUCAAGAAGGAGCAUUCGCUGCAGCACGGCCGGGUGCUGGCAUUCGAUGCCACGGCGGCGGCGGCAGCAGCAGCGGCCGCAGCGGCUAAAUCAGGUACCCGAGGAGGCCGCAAGAGGAAAGCAUCACCUGAGCCUGAAUCAGAAGGGACCGGGCCACCCCUUGGCAGCAAGGUCAACGGAGAGGGGCAACCAUGGCCCCUAAUGCCAACUGACAGCCUGAAAAUGACGCCGGCGCCCUACGCCCCCUCGCCAUCCCCCCACUCCACGCCGCCGGACGCCGGGCAGAAUGGACAGUCUCCCAUGGCCGCCCUGAUCCUGGUGGCGGACAACGCGGGCAGCGUGCACUCGCCAAAGGAAGCUGGACAGGUCCACUCGACAACCCGACGCAACAGCAGCAGCCCCCUUUCGCCGUCGUCCCUGAGCCAGAGGCGGAUGGGCCAUCGGGACACCUCGGCAUCAGGGGGUAACCCUCACCCGGGCAUAGAACCGGUGCACCCGCCAAACAUUCCAGACUCCUCGGUGCCCAGCAGUGUGCCACUCUGCUGUACAAUAUGCCACGAACGCUUGGAGGACACCCACUUCGUGCAGUGCCCAUCGGUGCCCUCGCACAAAUUCUGCUUCCCCUGCUCAAGGGAGAGCAUCAAGCAACAGGGGGCCACGGGCGAGGUGUACUGCCCCAGUGGAGAGAAAUGCCCAUUGGUUGGCUCCAACGUGCCCUGGGCUUUCAUGCAAGGAGAGAUUGCCACCAUCCUGGCUGGGGAUGUCAAAGUAAAAAAGGAGAGAGACCCAUGAUUCGUUUGUGUGUUUGUGUUUUUUUAAAAAAAAAGAAAGACACUCUUGAAACCACCCUUCAAAAAACUGAUUAAUUGUAUAUACUCAACACGUAAACAUGGCUGUACAAUUUUGAUUUUCAAUACAUUGUGUUUCUAUAUUUUUUGAAGAUUAAGAAGGUAUGUACUCAUGAUCGUUUUUUUCUGCUCUUUCUCUCUCUCUCUCUCUCUGAUGUAAAUCGUUAUUAUACAUUAUUGGAAAAAUCUUUCUGUACUGGCCUUUUCUUGGUGACAGUAACUGUUUAAUGUAGACUGUGACUAACAUUGCUUUCAGAGCACUUGGCAAAAAAAAAACUGAAUGCUUCUAGUUGUACCUGUAUGCACUUGUUAAAAUUGCCAAAUACAGUUUUCUGGCAUUUUAUUAA
Carcharodon carcharias (great white shark) is the source of this 2654-nucleotide messenger RNA. RefSeq names its product interferon regulatory factor 2 binding protein 2a (gene irf2bp2a). Bases 692 to 2251 code for a protein of 519 amino acids. The record is from RefSeq and is a predicted model, not a curated record. NCBI's taxonomy places the organism in Eukaryota, Metazoa, Chordata, Chondrichthyes, Lamniformes, Lamnidae. Gene Ontology annotation, cellular component: nucleus. Gene Ontology annotation, molecular function: transcription corepressor activity. Gene Ontology annotation, biological process: regulation of transcription by RNA polymerase II. The transcript is spliced from 2 exons.